Bathycoccus prasinos is the source of this 1494-nucleotide messenger RNA. Its product is annotated as putative prolyl aminopeptidase. Gene Ontology annotation, molecular function: peptidase activity. NCBI's taxonomy places the organism in Eukaryota, Viridiplantae, Chlorophyta, Mamiellophyceae, Mamiellales, Bathycoccaceae. Gene Ontology annotation, biological process: proteolysis. The transcript has a single exon. The coding region runs from base 1 to 1494 and encodes 497 amino acids. The record is from RefSeq and is a predicted model, not a curated record.
AUGCAUCACGCUCUUCUAAAAAGUAUUCCGAGACUCUUAUUAUUCACUCCUUCCUGCAAGAGCGGCGGUAAAAACAUCGUCAGAAGAAGAGGCGCGAUGACCACCACCAAUUUCGCUUCGUUGUCUUCUUUGAAUCAAGUGUCUUUCGCCGUCCCUGGUCUCGAAAUCAUCGACCAUUCGUUCACCGUUCCGUUGCAUCACGCGAAACUCGAGUACAAUAAAACGAACGAAAAGAUACAAAUAUUCGUCCGCGAAAUCGUCAGUUCGGCGAAUAAAGCUUCUGAGAAAAGAGAGACAUUAAAAACCGCGCUGUAUUUACAAGGCGGGCCUGGAUUUGAAUGCGCGAGAGUGCAAGAAAUAGGCGGUUGGAUUGGACACUUGGCGAAGGAGAAGAACAUGCGAGUGUUAUUACUUGACCAACGAGGGACCGGGCGCUCGUCGCCGAUGACAAGACAAAAGUUACUCAGAGAAGAAAAUUCAAUAGACGAGACGUUGCAAUACUAUCGAGCGGAUUCUAUCGUGGAAGAUUGCGAAUUCGUUAGGAAAGAAAUGCUCGGAGAGGAGAAGAAAUACGACGUCGUUCUCGGGCAAUCUUUCGGAGGAUUCUGUUUGACGACGUAUUUGAGCAGGUACGGGAACGAGGCGAUAGAUAUGGCGUUGUUGACUGGCGGGGUGCCACCAUUGUGUAAUAAAGAUCCGAAAGACUCGUACGUUAAGUUAUUAGAUCGAGUGAAGACGCAAACGAAGAAGUAUUAUUCGAGAUUUCCGAGAGAUAAGGAGAUUAUGAAAGAGCUCGCGAAAUUGUGCGACGCCAAGGAACGGGUGAAAACGUUAAACGGGAACAUCGUCAGCGCCAGAGGAGUUCAGGCCUUAGGAUUUUCGUUAGGUACCGCCGGUGGGUUCGAGAGGCUGCAUUACAUGUUAGAGAACGCGAUUUGCGAGGAGAAUGGAAAAAGAAGAGUGUCGGAUGAGUUUAUGAACGCGUUCGAUAAGUUCCACCCGUUUGAUUCGAACCCGUUGUACGCGUUGAUGCACGAAUCUAUUUAUAUGAAUGGCGGUAACAACAGUUCAAAUUGGGCUGCCGAGCGUGCGAUAAAAGAAAGAGCGAGCGAUUGGGACCCAGUCGCGCCCGAACACGGGGACGAUGGUGUUUUGUUCACCGGCGAGAUGGUCUUGCCGUUCUUUUACGACGAACUGUCCUAUUUGCAGCCGAUGAAGCGCGUCGCGCAGGCGUUGCAAGACCGAACGGAUUGGCCGAAACUGUACGAUUUAGAGAAAUUGAGAACGUGUAAAACGAAAACUGCGUGCGCGUUAUAUUUGGACGACAUGUUCGUCGAUUUUGAUUUAGCCAUGGAUGUCGUCAAUAACUACAUGGGUCCGAACGUGCGAGUGUAUGCGACGAACGAGUACAUGCACUCGGGCAUUCGAGAAGACGGGAAAAGAAUCAUCGAUAAGAUGAUUGCCAUGUUAGACGAUUCCGAUCCUUUGAGAUAG